AUGGCCGGCACUCGCAACUAUGACUUUCUGAUCAAAUUGCUCCUUAUCGGCGACUCCGGCGUAGGAAAGUCAUGCUGCCUCUUGCGCUUCAGCGAGGACUCCUUCACACCCUCGUUCAUCACAACGAUCGGCAUCGACUUCAAGAUCAGAACGAUUGAAUUGGACGGAAAGCGGGUGAAGCUGCAGAUCUGGGAUACUGCUGGCCAGGAGCGUUUCCGGACGAUCACAACCGCCUACUACAGAGGAGCCAUGGGCAUCCUGUUGGUAUACGAUGUCACAGACGAGCGCAGCUUUAACAAUAUUCGAACCUGGUUCUCCAACGUCGAACAACACGCGACGGAAGGUGUCAACAAGAUUCUCAUAGGCAACAAGUGCGACUGGGAAGAGAAACGUGCCGUUUCCACCGAGCAAGGUCAGGCACUCGCCGACGAGCUUGGGAUUCCGUUUAUGGAGGUCUCUGCCAAGAGCAACAUCAACGUCGAAAAGGCUUUCUUUAGCCUCGCGGGCGAUAWCAAGAAGCGUAUUGUCGACACUCAACAGCCACAAGCCCAGAAUGCCGGAUCUGGAGUACAAGUUGGAACCGGUGCCGCUGCGGGCGGACUGGGAAAGAACUGCUGCUAA
This is a messenger RNA of Ramularia collo-cygni, 621 nucleotides long. Its product is annotated as probable SEC4-like Rab/GTPase. The record is from RefSeq and is a predicted model, not a curated record. Gene Ontology annotation, biological process: protein localization to plasma membrane; protein secretion; regulation of exocytosis. NCBI's taxonomy places the organism in Eukaryota, Fungi, Ascomycota, Dothideomycetes, Mycosphaerellales, Mycosphaerellaceae. Gene Ontology annotation, molecular function: GTPase activity; GTP binding. Gene Ontology annotation, cellular component: plasma membrane; endosome. The transcript has 3 exons. The coding region runs from base 1 to 621 and encodes 206 amino acids.